Messenger RNA from Caretta caretta (loggerhead turtle), 9061 nucleotides. The record is from RefSeq and is a predicted model, not a curated record. Lineage: Eukaryota; Metazoa; Chordata; Testudines; Cheloniidae.
GCUCGCUGGCGGCGCUGCUGCUGCAGCUCAAGCUCGAGCUGCCCUUCGACCGCGUGGUCACCAUCGGCACCGUCCUCAUCCCCAUUCUGCUCGUCACCCUGGUCUUCACCAAGAACUUCGCCGGGCUUAGAGCCUUGUUUACAAGGAUUCAUACAACAGCCAAGUCUUGAGGAGUCGGCUCCUGUGGUGUUGGAGGUAAUACACAGAGGAUAACAAGUCCACAUGCACACAGCUGUUACCUAGCUCAGCCCUCUACCACCCUUCUGCUAGAAAAUUCUCAUGAGGAAGUAAUGGAAGGAGACAAGUUCUGUAUAGCACAGGAGGAAACAGUUGAAGCGGGAUGCAGCAGUACAUCACCAUGGAACAUCUCUGUACAAUGAUAUUAUCAUCUUGCAACAUGGUCAUCGCAUAUUGGAUGAUAGCUCAUUAUUGAAAAAAUGUCUCCCCAUAAGAAACAGUCUAGGGGCUUUCAACUAGGAAUUUUCUGACACCCCCUACUGCAACAAUUGCUAUUUCUGAACUAAUUCUCUCACACUGGGCCUCUGCAUUUCAAUGGGGACCCAGAUAAAAAUAUUUCUCUUUCCCUGGGGGAGGCAUUACAAGGCACUGUUGAGGCUUUUACGCCUCAUUCCCUGGCCAACUGGAUCUAGAGAAAAGGAGAAUAAAUGUCUGUACUUAGGCUUUCUCAUUGUGGGGGAAAUUGUGCCUCAGGAAGACAAACUGAAUCACCAGGCGUGGAGCCUGUAUUCUGAAGUGUAGGACAGUACUCCUAAAUAAAGAGAGAAGAGGAUCCAGAGCCAUUUUCCUUUAAACAUUACUUUAAAAAAAACACAAAAAAUUAGUUACUUUUCUUAAAAUAAAAUACUUUGGUUACAUGCUUUAUUGCGCAUUUAUUCCUGAGUUAUGUACCUAGUGUGAAUGAUGCAUGCCUGUGGCAGUUUGAUUGCAUGUAUUUAGAUACUGUGAUAUAUUGUGGAUGCACUGUGUGUGGCAUGGUAUUCUACUGCAUUAUGGUAGACCUAUCAGUGUAUGAUAGUGUUCUGUACUAGCUGAGCUCAUGAAGCUUCUCAUCUGGCUUAUCUAGCAGAAGCCUGUGUUUCAGUGUUACCUAUUCAUAUGUGUAAAUCUGGAUUGUGACUAAUGUCUGUUUAAAGCACGGGAUCUUUAUAUGUUCCCUGAAGCCUAAGGGAAUUGUAUUGUGGAAUACAUUUCUGUAGCAUUGCCUAAGAAGGGCUUGAUUCUGCAAGGUGCUAAGCAAUCUGUGGAGGUGCUGAGUGCCUUCAGCUCUCUCUGACUUCAGCACGUUGCAGAUUUAAGCCCCAUGGCCCUGAUUCAUCAAGGCUUUCAUGCAUAAUGCUAAGCAUGUGAGUAGUCCCAUGGACUUUCAUGAAUGUGUGUAACUAUGUUGUUAAAUUGUACACUAAAAGAGCUAUUUGUACAAGUGCCGCCUGGCUUUGUCUAGACUAGCAUGGAUAACAACUUUUAGCUGACUUUCUCAUUUUUAAAUUGUUUAUUCUUGGUCACUCUAUUCCUUUUUGCAUUUUUCUAUUUCUACUUAUUGAAUUGUUUGAUCCCUUCCCCAUUGUUGAAUCCUUGCUGAAGGACGUGAAUUCAUACAAGUUACAGGGUAACUUCCAAAAACGUGAGCAUAAAUGGGGUGUAAAUCUUUCAUUAGUAGGGUCCUGAGUCUGCUUUUGUUGAGCGCACUACAUUUAGUUGGGGUGUAAAUCAGGUGUAAAAGGCUAUUUGUUCUUUUAUGCAGACAGUGAUAAAUUAUUACUAAAUUCCUUUUUUCUUUUAAAUAUCUACUAAAAUCACAAUCAAUACAUUUUCCAUACUUAUUAAAAAUACCUUUGAGUAUUGCUUAUUAUAAUCUCUUAGAAGCUUGAAACUGAACCAUAUUUCCUUACAUAAUACCUUUUUCCUUUGUGCUCCAUACACGAUAGGCCCCAGUUCAGCACGGUGCUCAACCAUUCCUAACACUAAGCAAGUCCAUUUGAAUGCAGUCGAGCAACUCAUGGCUUAAAGUUAGGCACAUGUUUAAGCACCUUGCUGAAUCUGGACCUAAGGCCACAUUCCUUCAGAGUGAUACACAGUAACUUCAUGUACUGUGAGUAAUCCCAUUGGCUUCAAAGGGAUUGUCCAGUGCAUAAAGUUAACCCCUUGCUUACUCCUGCACGCUCGUUAUGGCAGCAUGUAGAGUACAUGCACUUCCCACCUCCCUAGUAUGGGUAUAAAUAGCAGUGUAGGUGGUGAGGCAGUGCUUAGGUGAGCAGAGUAAAGACAUGCCUGAAUCCGUAGGGUGUGUACCCCAUGCAGCUCUCUGCAUGCCCAAGCAGUGCCUCCUCCAUCUACACUGUUAUUUUUAGCAGUGUAAUGUUCCUCUGCUGGAGUCUUUCCCCAUCACAGGGAAAGGCUCCCACAACGAGGAAAGACUCGGGCAGCUCCCUGUGGUGGGGACAGGCUCUGGCAGCGGAAAGCUGCCAGAGCCUUUCAUUGCUGCAUGUAGGUACACACCGCAAUGUGGAUGCAGCCUCUUUUUCACUGCAGUGCGUAGCAACACAUACUCUACACGCUGCCACCAUUGGUGGAGUACCCUAAGUCUUUUCAGGAGUGGGGCUUGAUUUGUUUACUGUGUCGUUGUCCAUGAAUGUUUAGAUGCCAAUAUUCAUUAUAUUAGGUUUUAAAAAAAGAAAUGGCUUGUUUAUUUGAGGUGAAAUUCACUCUUUUUGAAGAAAACCUUGUAAAAACUGCAUGAACUUCGCAAGUUGCUACAAAAGCAAAGAAAGAUGAGCUCCUACCAGUCUUGACAGUGUCUUCUCAAUAUACUGUAGACCGGGUUACUUUUUAUUACAUAUGUAAUACUGAGCACUAGCUGUGAAAGUUCCAUCAAUACUCUUUCCAAGCAUUGGGUUGUUAACUCCUGGGCUUUGAGCCGAACUCCAACUUGGGUGAUUAUAUUCUUGUUACCUAAAGUUUUAAAGAAAGUUGUUGUCGUUCCCUUCCUCUCCUAAAGUCUGUUGUGUAGUGUUGCUAGUGCAAAUGGCUACAUGUCAGUGGUGGGGUGAAGCGAUUCCUGUAUAAAUAGGAGCCAGACCCUGCCAUCAGUGGGAGUUCUGCAAUGGGGAAUGAUUGCAGGAUAUAGUUUAGAGUUUGUAAAGUACUGAGGGAUCUUCCAAGAUUAAAGUUGCUAUUUGUGUAUAUCGUAGAGGCAGGAUUUAUUAUUUACAAAAGAUCAAAUAUAAGAUUUUUUUUCUUGCUUACCACUUCUAGCCUGACAACUAUAGCUUAAGCUGUCAAGAAUUUAUAAUUCUUAAGUGAUGUAGCAUAACGAAUAGUAUUACAUAGUCCUGUAUGUACAUAUAUCAACACAAAGUUCUGCGUUGAUUAUCUUAAUUUGGCUGAAAAAUUCAGUAAGAGCUGACCAAAUCUUGCUUACUUUAUUGGUGCAAAUUGUCUCAUGGACUUCAAGAGUUACUUAUGAGUAAAUUGAGCAGGAUUUGACCCAUUAUUUGCAUAUGAGAGUUGAAUUGGACAAAGGCGGAGUUGCUGUAAAUGUGGUCAAAAUACAGAAGAAUUUAAAGUUAUAUGGAUAUUUUUGUUACGAAAUAUCAGAAGAAAAGGACACUGAAUCUUAGCAGAUAGCAGACAAUACAAUGUAUUAAAAUAAAGAAUUGCAGUAAGAUCACUUACAAUGGUACUUGCACAGUGUUAUUUAUUCUAUCAACAAUUGUCCUAAAGGAACACUACAGUGACAAGGGAGUUUUGUGGGUGUAAUCAAAACAGAAUUUAGCCCUAGAUUUUCAAAGUGGUUUUCCUUUAGAACAGUUAUGUUGAACAUCAACUGCUGGCAUUUCAAUCAAUGAAGUUGUCUUAUCCAAUUAUAUAAGCUUAGCAGGCUCGGUCCAUGCCUAGAUGGGAGACCAUCCCAUACCACUCCCCAAAAAAACCAGAUGCCUCUUUCCCCAUCCCACCCAAAAAAACCCACUCCCACCAGAAUACAGGUGCUACAGGAAAAUGUGUGGGAUCAAGUAUAUAUGGAAGUAGCAUUUUUCCAUUUGUGCCAGCUCUGAAUUAGUGCCCUAUCAAUGGUGAUAGGUAGGUGCUGUCUUUUGGAUGAGACUUACUCUCAAAUAAAUUGGUUAGUCUCUAAGGUGCCACAAGUACUCCUUUUCUUUUUGCGAAUACAGACUAACACGGCUGUUACUCUGAAACCUAUCAAAGUUCUGACCACCCUCAGUCAUUAAAGAUCCCAUGACACUUUUUGCCAGUGUAGCAGUGUGUUGCCUCUGGUGUCCUGACCAUAUUUCAGUUGGUUCAGCAUCUUUCUUCGCUGUCUUUCCUAAACAGUUGUAUAGUAUUGUUGUAUGCAGUUAAGUAGCCACUGUGUUUUAUCCCAGAGGAGCUGCAUUUCAGUGGUGGUAGAAGUGACUACCUGAAAAGCAGCGGUGUAGUGGUAAAAAAAAGAAUUGGAUAAACUAACUUAAACUAAACUCCAUAUUCACCAAAUGAGAAGUGAGUAAACUAUUUACCUGUGCUUAUACUUGACUAUACUACUGGUGAAACGGGAAUUUUUUUAAAGUGGUUUGGGAACUUUCACGAUGGAAGUUGAUAUAUACAUGUAAGAAGAUUAUUGUUAUUACAAAGUUAAAACCCAAUAACCUAGGUUUGUAUGUAUCUGAUGUCAGUGUUGGAGCUGGGAUUUUAACACUCUUGCUGUUCUUUUUUGUAGGCCAAUGCUUUUUACCUACCCAGAAAGCACUUUAAAACAGAAAAUGUAAAAAUAUCUGAGCCUGGGCAGUUUCAGCAGGCACACAAAGCAGCCUAUUCCCUCUCCCUUGUGCAAGCCCAGUCCUCGUGUCUGAAAUGAUAGCCAGAUCAGUGUAAGAACUGACUGGGGUUGACUCGAACCAUCCUCUUCAUAUCACAUUGUGAUCUAGACACACAUUACCAUUGGCUUUGUAAUUAUUGAGGUUAUUAUAGGGUCCUGAUUUAUCUGUUAUCUCUGAUUUACACCUGUUUCAGUGAGAGAACAGUCAGGCCCAUAGGAUACAUAUCGUAUCAUGGUAUGAUUACAUAUGUCUAUUUAGGUUAAACAUGGUCAAUCAAUACUAAUUUUCUAAGUCGGUAUAGUAUGUUGAGCCGAAUUCACUCCUAAAGUAACUUCAUUGAAAUCAGUGGCAUUACACUGGGGUUGAGUUUGACUCAUACGUUGUAGAAAAUACAUUUGCAGGAACAUCUCAUUCAGUAGGUUGUAUACAUAGGUUAUUUCUUGCUAAAAAUGUACCCAGAGAGGAUGAAAUGCUGGCUCUAUUGUAGUCAAUGGCAAAAUUCCCACUUGGAUUUCACCCUGAGUGGCUGUUGUGCCUCAUUAUUUAAACACUGCAUCACUAUUCAUAGCAAGCCUGUCAAAGUAAUAAAUAUGUAAAACAAUACAUUAGCCUAAAUAAAUAGCAUCAAUAAACAAAACACCAGUUAAAAAUAGUACAGUGUGCUCAAUAACUGUAAUGAACUACAAAACUCCCACUUCACACCAUACAGUGAGAGCAGCUGAAAAACAGAUAUUUCACAGUGGAAGAGCUAGCGAAUUUCCACAAGGAGAACUUUGACUUUCUUUUCUCGACAGGAGAAACUCGUAUUUGAAGUCAUCUCUAAUAAAUGAGACUCUGUGGGUCAAACAUCGUAGUGCAACUCUUCAGAUUUUUAUCUCUGACCAAUGUGAAUGAAAUGGUUGCAGAAGGAGCCAAUAUACUGUUACACACCCCACAACUUCACCCGUGACCAAGCCUUGUAUGCCAGAGGAUAUUGUUGGACAGAACUAAAAGAUGCCUUGCCAGGAGUUGAUGCCAGCCAUUGGCCCUCCUUGUUUGAGCAUAAGUUCCUUCCUUAUGCACUGCUGGCUUUUGCUGGCAUAAUGUACAUUCCAGCUCUUGGCUGGGAGUUUCUAGCCUCCACCAGACUGACUUCUGAGCUUAAUUUUUUGCUUCAGGAGAUCGAUAACUGCUACCACCGUGCAGCAGAAGGGCGUGCACCAAAAAUAGAAAAACAAAUACAAUCCAAAGGCCCUGGGAUCACAGAAAGGGAGAAAAGGGAAAUCAUUGAGAAUGCAGAAAAGGAAAAAAGCCCUGAGCAGAAUUUGUUUGAAAAAUACCUGGAAAGAAGAGGGCGAAGUAACUUUUUGGCUAAACUUUAUCUUGCGAGACAUUUAUUUAUCAUAUUUUUAAGCAUUAUACCAAUUACAUACUUAUCCACCUACUAUGCUACGCAGAAGCAAAAUGAGUUUACAUGUGCACUAGGAGAGCCUCCUGACAAAACGAGCAGCUCCAAAUUGCACAUCAGGGUGAACUGCAAGCUUCCAGCUGUCCAGCUGCAACGGAUAAUUGCUGGAGUAGACAUUGUCCUCCUCUGCUUUAUGAACUUGAUCAUUCUCAUCAACUUAGUUCACCUUUUCAUAUUCCGCAAGUCCAACUUCAUAUUUGAUAAACUGAACAAGGUUGGAAUAAAGACCAAGAAACAGUGGCAAAAGUCUCAGUUUUGUGACAUCAAUAUUCUGGCUAUGUUUUGCAAUGAAAAUCGAGACCACAUAAAAUCCCUGAACCGCUUGGAUUUUAUAACAAAUGAAAGUGAUCUGAUGUAUGAUAAUGUGGUGCGCCAGUUGCUUGCAGCACUGGCCCAGUCUAAUCAUGACGUCACACCCACCAUGCGCGAUUCAGGGAUUCAGACUGUAGACCCCAGUGUCGAUCCAGCAGACAUCGAUGCCAAUGAACAGCUCAUCAUCAAGAGACCUAGGAAGAAGAUGAAAUGGAUCCCAAGUAGCAAUCCACUUCCUCAGCCAUUCAAAGAGCAGUUAGCUAUUAUGAAGGUUGAAAACCACAAACCUGAAAAGCCGAAGCCAGUGCGCAGGAAAACAGCAACCGAUAGCCUCGUCGCUCCUCUGAUAGAGUCCACUUCAAAAACCUCACAGCAAUCAUCAUCUCAUAAAACUGAGUCAAACACCAUCUCCGGCACAGGCAAUGAAAAAAAACAUACACGGCACUUUUCUCUGGAUGUUCAACCAUAUAUACUUAGCAGUAAAAAACCCAAGCCAGAGAUUCAAGCCAUUGCCUCAAUGCCUACAUCCAAAAGCCAAGAGGGUGGAUUUUUAAACCAAGAGGAGAAUGUCGUAGUUCAUGUCACCUCUUCUCUCAAAGUCAUCCCAAAUCAUGAGAAAGAGAUUCUGUACUCAUCUGAGACAUGCAGAACUGUCCCUGCUGCUGGGGCUUACCUCUCAUGUAAUCACAAUCAUACAGCAACAACUGCUGCUGCAACAAAUAUAACCCUGAGCCACAUCAAACCAGAGCCAACAGCUGCACUGAAUCGUAAUCCCACUCACCCUCUGCUGAACGUCAAUACACUGUAUGAAGAUCACGAGGAAGAGGUUUCCAACCUUAUAGACAACAGUAUUCAUUCACCAACUGAUGCAGGGGAAAUACUCUCCCUACCUACCCCAAAGCAUAUAAUGAUGGCAACAUUUGAAGAACCAAGGGCAAUAGUGAGUUCUGUGGAGUACUAAAGAUAUAGUGCUGCAUGGAUAGAACCUGGUGGUCAGGUCCAGUACUCCUGUAAUGGAACCCUCAACAAUGCAAUUCACUGCAUGAGCAUGGAGAGUUUUAAUACAGACCAUAGGCUUUGGUAAUACUACAAAUUGAUUUUUCAGGAUAGCAUCAUCACCACUGUCACUAGUUUGCAAAAUAGAAUAAUAAAAAAAAAAAUUGGAUGAAAGUAUGCCUUUACCUCCAAGAGUAUCCAAGCACAAAAAGUUAGCUGUAGCUUCAUCAAUUAAAUAUGGAUCGAUACAAUUUUUGAAACGCUAAAAGAGUUUGAUGGCAUGUCACAGUGAUUUUUACAGCGCACUUAUAUCUUUGUAUUUACAAUGGCUAAUUAAAGUUAAAUAGAUAUUGGUGAGGUGUAUCUUCUAUUUUAAUGGCAGGAGUUAAAUAAGAGUUUAAUAAUAAGGAAAAUAUAUUUUUUUCUCCAUGGACUUUAUGAAAAAGACAUAUGCAAGAAACAUUUUUUUUGUUUUUGUUUCUUUGGCUCACUAGUGUUGGACUUGAUGGACAUUUAGGAUAAGGGCUUACUAACACCAGCAUAUAGUGCAAAAAGGAUUGAAAUGCUUCAGUCUGUUGAAUUUGUGGGUGAGAGGUAUGCCCUGCCCUUUAACAAGCUUAUAUGUCAAUGGAAGAUGAUGAAAUGAAGAGUUUAUUUUCUUAAAUAUAUUUUACCAUUGAAAAAUUACUUUAAUAGCUUUUCAAAUCAGGUUUUGCUUUUAUCAAAAUGGAGAGAAGAGGGUCAUUCUAGCAGCUUAUUUUUGCAUAGUCUAUUUAUGAACCAAGUUAGAAACUUUCACAGGUGCUUCACUAACAUGAAAAAAUCCUACAAUGGUGAUGCAGUGUAAAACCAGCAAUGUUUUCAAACAAUGCAGAGUUAAAGAGGAUUGUUAAUUUAUGUUUGCAGUCUCUUCUGGACUCUGAUCCAGCAAAGCACUUAAGCACAUGCUUAACUAAGCAAGUGAGUAGUCCCACUGAAGUCACUUGAGAAUACGCACAUGCUUAAAGUUAAGCACAUGCUUAAGUGGUUUUUCUGGAUCUGGGCCAUAAUGUAUACGGACAAUAAUCCUGCAGCAUGUGCUGUCAUUCUGAUUCAAAGUCUGUCUUCCUUAGCCCAAAAUACAUCCUCAUGCCCAUUCAUCCUAUAACUUGGACAUGUGUGAUUUUAUGAGAAAAUUCUAACAUAAGUAAAAAAUGUACUAAAAAUGUAUCAUGCAAUAAUCAUUCUCCUCAAAAGUAUAGUCAGACAAGAAGAGACUAUAUUAAAAUGAUAUUCACAGCUGCAUUCAAAAUUAUGAACUACUGUGUUUGCUUCAAAAUUCUGUAUGAUGGUAGAAAAAUUAGAGAGCACAAGUAUGGGACUGAAAUAUUGAAUAUAUUUUUAAUUUAUAUUACCUCAGACAUGGAUAUAUGAUACCAGUAUUUAAUGAACUAUAGCACUGAAUAUAAAUAAACAUUAUUCUGAAUAUCUUUAA